GGACAAGACAACAAAGUACAAAAUGGUUCUUUGCAUCAGAAGGAUACAGUUCAUGACAAUGACUUUGAGCCCUACCUUUCUGGACAGUCAAAUCAGAGUAACAGUUACCCCUCCAUGGCCGACCCCUACCUGUCCAGCUAUUACCCGCCGUCCAUUGGAUUCCCUUACUCCCUUAAUGAGGCACCGUGGUCAACUGGAGGGGACCCUCCCAUCCCGUACCUCACCACCUACGGACAGCUCAGCAAUGGCGAUCAUCACUUCAUGCAUGACGCCGUGUUUGGACAGCCUGGGGGCCUGGGGAACAACAUCUAUCAGCACAGGUUUAAUUUUUUCCCUGAAAACCCUGCCUUCUCAGCCUGGGGGACAAGUGGGUCUCAGGGACAGCAGGCCCAGAGUUCUGCUUAUGGGAGCAGCUACACCUACCCACCGAGCUCCCUGGGUGGCACGAUUGUGGACGGGCAGACGGGCUUUCACAGCGACACCCUCAACAAGGCCCCCGGGAUGAACAGCCUGGAGCAGGGCAUGGUGGGCCUGAAGAUCGGAGAUGUCACCACCUCUGCAGUCAAGACAGUGGGCUCAGUCGUCAGCAGUGUGGCAAUGACUGGUGUGCUUUCUGGCAAUGGUGGGACAAAUGUAAACAUGCCGGUUUCGAAGCCGACUUCAUGGGCUGCCAUCGCCAGCAAGCCAGCAAAGCCGCAGCCGAAAAUGAAAGCCAAGGGCGGACCUGUCAUCGGGGCCGCACUGCCCCCUCCGCCUAUAAAGCAUAACAUGGACAUUGGCACCUGGGAUAACAAGGGGCCCGUGCCCAAGGCCCUGGCCCCACAGCAGGUGCCGGCUCCCCAAUCUGCCCCCCAGCCUCAACCGGUUGUGCAGCCUCUGUCAGUUCAGCCCCCCCCUUUGGCCCAACCACAGUAUCAGAGUUCUCAGCCGUUGCCCCAAACCCGCUGGGUCGCCCCCCGCAACAGGAAUGCAGCAUUUGGGCAGAGCUCGGGGACUGGGGGUAACAGUCACUCCCCCGGAAGCACCCAGUCUGGUUCUGCCCUGAGCGCAGAAUCCCAUCCAGUCCUUGAGAAACUGAAGGCUGCCCACAGCUACAACCCUAAGGAGUUUGACUGGAACCUGCGGAGUGGCCGCGUGUUCAUAAUAAAGAGCUACUCGGAGGAUGACGUGCACCGCUCCAUCAAGUACUCCAUCUGGUGCAGCACCGAGCAUGGUAACAAGCGCCUGGAUGGCGCCUUCCGCUCCGUCGGCAGCAAGGGACCUGUCUACCUGCUCUUCAGCGUCAACGGCAGCGGCCACUUCUGUGGGGUGGCGGAGAUGAAGUCGCCCGUGGACUACGGCACAAGUGCUGGGGUCUGGUCUCAGGACAAGUGGAAGGGCAAGUUUGACGUGAAGUGGAUUUUUGUCAAGGACGUGCCCAACAACCAGCUCCGGCACAUCCGACUGGAGAACAAUGACAACAAGCCAGUCACAAACUCCCGCGACACCCAGGAGGUGCCCUUAGAAAAAGCAAAGCAAGUGCUGAAAAUCAUCGCCUCCUACAAGCACACCACUUCCAUCUUUGAUGACUUUUCUCACUAUGAGAAGCGACAGGAGGAAGAGGAGGUGGUGCGCAAGGUGAGUUGGGAACGGCAGAAUCGGAACAAACAAUAAGGAUGAGCCAGUUUCUGUUAUGAUCUAAUGUUUGAUUGAAAAGCCAAGUUUCAGAACGUGUGCUUGGUGCUGUGCCUGGGUCAGCCCAGCCGUCUUCCUGUGCAGGCCUCGUGCUGCCUCUCUGCGUUCUCUGUCGUUUGUUUUUGCCCAGGUGGCUCUUCACUCAUGUGUAUUUUUUCUGUGUAUUAUAGUAUUGUAGAACUCACUAAUAAAGUUUUCGUCAGCUUAUCAAUCAGAUUGACCUAAUGCGAAAUAUAAAUAUCUUUAAAAAAAACAACCUAAUGCACCCCCAAAGAAUUUUUUUUUUUUUUUGGCAGAAAUUAUGUGCUUGUUCUUAUAUUCAAAGUCAUCUAACAUCUUUCUUUGAGAUUAUUUCUCACCCCUGUUGCCUCGUCUUGAAUGUAUCGAACCAUGAGUUGUUUUGUCAUGUAGCGUAUGUGUUAAAUACUCUCUUCAAAGUGCAAGUGAGCAAUCACCUGUUUGGGCUGGUUUGCCAUUUUAUGAUCAGUUACCUGUCUAAGAGGCUACUCUGCCAUCUGUUUUUUACUAGAGAAAGAUAAAUUUUAGUUUUCCAGAUUUGGUUAUGGCUGUGUUUCCUUGGGCCGCCCACCCUCUCCAACCCCGCACCGGAAUAGCACUGUCCAGCGGGGUGACAGCAGGACCCAGCGUGCGGAGGUUAGGGUCCAGGGUUCAGGCACCCUCAGUGUGUGCAACUCAUUGUAACCCUUUAUCUUCUCUUGAGAAUCCUGAUGCCAUCUUACGUUUUUAUACCAGUUAUGCUGAGCUUGUAUUGCUCUGCUCUGGUGGCAGACAGUGUCAUGGAUGGUGCUGCCCACUGUAAAUCUCACCGCGUGGCUACUUUUCUUUUUCCCGUCAAUUGGUUUUUAAAAAGAAAACAAAAAAACUUUAGACACUGAGUGUUCGGUCAUGUUUUGUGGAGUGAGGGCUGUUGCCCUCACUGUCACCUGGAGUUGAAGCAUGGAAAUGGUGCUCGUGCCCGCCACGCUCGCUCGCACACGCAUCUACACGUGCCCCCUAGAGGACUUGCCGUGUAGAGAGCAGAUCUAAAAACUAUUUACUCUGAAUGGCCCUCUGAGUUCAAGUGUAGGUAGGCUGUAUUAUUUAGACUUGUGUUUAGAAUGUGUCCCUUUCUCUGAACUGUUACCGCUUGGAUGGAGUCAUGGACAACAUGGGACACUGUUACCUUGAGAAAAGUACAAGCCUUAAUAAACAAUCCUAUUAGCA
Molecule: messenger RNA, 2898 nt
Organism: Myotis brandtii (Brandt's bat)
Lineage: Eukaryota; Metazoa; Chordata; Mammalia; Chiroptera; Vespertilionidae
Gene: YTHDF1
Product: YTH N(6)-methyladenosine RNA binding protein 1
Exons: 5
Coding region: 115-1653 (512 amino acids)
Biological process (GO): mRNA destabilization
Cellular component (GO): cytoplasm
Molecular function (GO): mRNA binding; N6-methyladenosine-containing RNA reader activity
Source: RefSeq, a predicted model, not a curated record